AUGUUGACUGAUUUUUUAUUAGAUCAUUAUUUAUAUUUGAUUACAAAUUACAUUUUUAAGCGAAUAUUACUUUUGCAGUAAACUGUACAAUAAUAGUGCUAAAAAUGAAAAUGGAUGCAAGACGUAUAUACCUGCAUGCGUAAUCGUAUCGUGAUAAAGCUUACAAGUUCAGGAGGGAGAUAAGAAAAAUUUAUUUACAUAGAAAUGUGAAUCAUGAAUCAUCAUCAUCAAGUUCAUUAUAUUGAACUUGUAGCAUUUUUCCACAACAUAAGUAAAUAAUCACACAUUAGAUGGAUUGUUCUGGGAAGCAGUAAACGUUUAACGAUAUCUGAUAUUAAAGUCGCGCGUUUAAAUUAAUACAUUGUGUUAGACUGCAAUUACACAACGACUACGGAUAAGUGCAAGAGUCUAUACAACAUUGUAAGCCUUAAAUACAUAAUAAAUGUAUGUAUGUGUGUGUUGAUGUCACACAUUUUCUCAAAGAAUAUGUGUGUGCUUCAAACGAGUCUGGAGGAGCACCAUGAGAGAGUGGGAGUGAGGUUUGUCUGGGCGUCUGGUUUCCAACAAAUUUGCUCACCCAAGUACACUUGCGAGCUACAAGGAAGGAUCAGUCAGAAUUCAUUAGUUGUACAGUUAAGUGACGAAGGAAAUUUAAAAAUGACUCUCGGAGGAAGGGUCUUCGUUCUGGCGUUCUUCGUUUAUCUGUCGCGGUUACCAUCGUUUGUGAACGCGACUACAGUAUCGGGAAAUUGCCCGUCGUUCAGUAGUUCCAUGACGCAAACGGAACUUUUGCAAGAAUUGGCGAACGAAUGUCGUUACGAUAAAAUGGUCAGGCCACCGGGAGUGAUUAACGCUACGGAUCCGAUCAGGAUUUACACGAAAGCCUUUGUCUACACAAUAAAGUCCAACAUGGCCAAAACUCUGCAAUUUGACGUGCAUCUGAUGCUGCAAUUCCGAUAUCUUGAUAAACGACUGAAAUUUUCGGACAUAGCUCCUUACAUGACUCAAAUUUACGGUGGUCAAAACGCUCACGCUCUGAUCUGGACGCCUACCGUAUACGUCGCGAAUGAACGUACCUCGGCAGUGAUGGGUAGCGGUGUCAAGGACCUGCUCAUCUCCAUCAACCCUCACGGCGUGGUUAUUUUAAAUACGAGACUGGAAGCGACACUUAAUUGCGGCCUCCAUCUGGAAAAAUUCCCGUUUGACGUGCAAGAAUGUCCACUGGUUUUCGAAAGCUGGACUCAUAAUGUGAAUGAAAUGGUAUUGGACUGGGACAAGGAUCCGAUUGUCAUCGCGAAUAAUUUGUAUCUGACAGAGUAUAAGCUCAUCGACACGUGGGUGAAUCGCUCCGGGGUAUCCUACAGCUCGUGGCAAUAUCAUUACGGCCAUUUCGCCGGAAAUUUCAGCGCAAUAAGUAUAACAUUUAAAUUAGCACGCGAAAUGGGAUUCUUCAUGAUGGAUUAUUAUGUGCCAUCUAUACUAAUCGUAGUAAUUUCUUGGGUAUCAUUCUGGUUGCAUCAAGACGCGAGUGCGCCGCGAAUAGUUCUAGGAACGAAUACUAUCUUGACGUUUAUGACACUCGCCUCGAAAGUGGGAAAUUCGUUGCCAAAAGUCUCUUACAUAAAGGCAAGUGAGAUUUGGUUUUUAGGCUGCACGAUAUUUCUGUUUGCGGCGAUGGUCGAGUUCGCCUUCGUUAAUACCAUAUAUCGAAGAAAAAAAAAUGUACCGUUAAAAAAGGUCAACAGCAAAUAUAUCCUUAAGUCUACUUUGACGCCACGAUUAGCGCGAAAGCAAUUCCAGAAAAAUACAUGCGGACUGGAACGAUCGCGAUCGUGGUCGUCAUUAGAAAACACAAAUACGAACAGCGAGCAAGACUUUACGAGUCAAAAUUAUCUCACCGUACACAGUUUUCCGAGCACACUCAACAUCCCAUCAGUGAGAAUAGAGGAGGAUAAGGAUCCGGAUCCGGAUCCUUGUUGUGUCGGCAGCAUCACGACCAUCGACAGCGGUACCCCACCGCCUAAGCCAUUUCCACGCAGACCGACUCUCGCCAAGCUGCAUAAUUUCACAACGAUGACACCGCAAGAAAUCGCUCAGUGGAUCGACAAGCGCAGCAGAAUAAUGGUGAUGCUGGAGGAUCAAGACGGUGAUAAGCAAAAACGUGCGGCACCGCGACAGUAUCUUUACGACAUAGUUUUCGGAGAGAACUCUACCCAGGAAGAGGUCUACGAAGAGACGACGAAAAAUUUGGCGCAAGAUGUUCUCAAUGGUUACAACGCCACCGUAUUUGCGUAUGGUGCGACAGGCUCGGGAAAGACGCAUACAAUGGUAGGGACGUCAUCGAAUCCUGGGAUCAUGGUACGUGCUCUGAAUGACAUUUUCUUAGCGGCCAAAAAAUUACCGGACGACGCGAAAUUUACGGUAACAAUGUCAUACAUGGAGAUUUACAACGAGAACAUUCGCGAUCUUCUGAAUCCCAAUUCGGGAUACCUGGAUCUACGCGACGACACGCGGGGUCGUAACAUUCAGGUCUCAGGAUUGACGGAAAUCUCCACCAAUUCGACCGAAGAAGUUAUGCAGCUGUUACACAGAGGUAACAAAGCGAGGACGAUAGAACCAACAGCCGCGAAUAAAACCUCAUCGCGAAGUCACGCACUCCUUAGCGUCACGGUCAGACAGUCUUCUCACUCGAUCCAGGAUAGUGAUAAGUGUCUGCACACUAAAAUAAAGCAAGGAAGAUUAUUUAUGAUCGAUCUCGCCGGAUCCGAGCGAGCGAAGCAAACCAAAAACAAAGGCAAAAGGCUGCAAGAAGGUGCGCAUAUUAAUAGAUCUCUUCUAGCGCUAGGCAAUUGCAUCAACGCGCUAUCCGGUGGUGCGCGAUAUGUAAAUUAUCGCGAUUCCAAGCUCACGCGGUUGCUGAAGGACACCCUAAGCGGCAAUUGCCGAACUGUCAUGAUCGUCCACGUGUCGCCGUCGAGCGCGCAUCGCGACGAAAGCAAGAAUACCUUGAUGUAUGCGGAUCGCGCCAAUAGGAUCUCUAAUAAGGUCGAGCAGAAUGUGCUGAACGUCAGUUAUCUGCACGUCACGCAGUACCACGACAUAAUCAGCGAUUUGAAGAACGAGAUCUCGCGUCUGCGAAACAAGAUGAAAGGUGACAGACCAAAGAGGAAGGAAUCGGAGGAGAAAAUGUCAGAUAACGCGCACGACAAUGAUUUCAGAUCAUUAAGGGAGAAGAUCGUGUUUGCUUUUAAGGAACAGAUGCGUCUGAGGAGAAAGUUAAUGGAGCUGGACAGUCAUUUACUGGGUCUGAAUAUCGCUGCCGAACAGCAACAUUCCAUAAUCUCGCAUUGGGAAUCGAAGAACAAUAGGGUUUAUGGAAAAACGCAGGAUUCCGAGACAGGUCGUCCAGACACGGACUACCAAGUGGAUGAAACAGACGACGUGGAUCUCUUAAAGGACGAUCUGGAAGAUGAUGCGGCCAUACAACAAGCGUGGACGGAAUUGACGGAGAUCACGAAGGAGCGGGAGAGAUACACCGAGAUGCGCAUCGUCGCGGAGAAAGAACUCGAGAUAUGUCGAAAACGCAGCGCUGAACUCGAAGAUGAAUUGCCGUUGCGUAUCAACUCGGACGAGGAACGGGAGCUGUUGGCGUUGAUGCUGCGAGUCCACGAGCUCGAGGCGGACAAAAUGAUGUUGCAGAGCGAGAGGCUGGUUAAACAGCACGAGCUUAGACGUCGCGAGUUGCUGCUGCUUCGUUACGAUCGACAACGGCAGAUCUCCGAUGAAAUCAUCACCAGGCAACGGCGGAUCAUGGAAAAUGGCCGUCUGGCGCUGCCGGCCGACCUGCAGAAUCUUUAUGCUUUGUAUCAGCAAGAGAUUCAGGCCGCGACGUACAUCGACAGCAGCCUCGGCGAUCUCGUCGUGUCUCCGACUGUAUCGUCGUUCAGUCGCGGAAGAUUGCCGCCUAUAUCCAGCAGACUCAGCUAUAACAAUCUCAGCAGCGACAUGAGAAUAGCCAGCAGUUCCACGGAUUCCGAUUGGGACUCGCCAUUACCGCCGAUUCACGAACCGCAAGAGGAAGCGGAGCACGUGAUGGGACCAGUAGUACAACCGUUGAUUUCUCCGGCCGCCUUAUUUCCGCCGAUAUCGGCGGCGAACUCGCGAAAUUAGUAAGAAAUUUCCACCUCAUUCACAUGACAAUUAAUACACAUACAUAGGAUAUUGCAUACUAUGUAUACAAGAGAACGCACUCAAAAAAGGCGUUUUUUCAAAAAACAGCAUUUUAUUAAUUCAGAGAACGGCAGAGAGCUUUAGCUGCUUUAAUUAUAUAAAUUUAUAUCUAUCUUAUAUAUUCUCUUUCUCUUGUUUCUCUGUCUAUAUAUCUUGUUUUAUAUACUCUUAUUAAUCCAAUUCUUCAUUUCUUUUACAUCAGCGACAAGAAACUUCGUCGAAUAGCGAGCGACGACAACAUAAAAUCGAUGCGAUUCGCGCACAAUGACGAUGGUCGUUACAAGGUUUCUCGAGCGAGAAGUGAUGAU
Messenger RNA from Formica exsecta, 4538 nucleotides. RefSeq names its product kinesin-like protein KIF19. Gene Ontology annotation, cellular component: membrane. The transcript is spliced from 19 exons. Gene Ontology annotation, biological process: microtubule-based movement; monoatomic ion transport. The record is from RefSeq and is a predicted model, not a curated record. The coding region runs from base 451 to 4170 and encodes 1239 amino acids. NCBI's taxonomy places the organism in Eukaryota, Metazoa, Arthropoda, Insecta, Hymenoptera, Formicidae. Gene Ontology annotation, molecular function: ATP binding; microtubule binding; extracellular ligand-gated monoatomic ion channel activity.